AUGUGCGAACAUCAAUUAACCCAAGAGGAUCUAGACUUCGAUAAAAAACACGUAUGGCACCCGUACACAUCAAUAACUACUCCAUUGAAAGUGUACCCUGUUACUAAAGCAGAAGGAAGUUAUCUGUACCUCGAUAAUGACACCAAGGUAGUAGAUGGUAUGGCAAGCUGGUGGUGCGUUCAACAAGGAUACAACAAUCCUAGACUAAAUGCAGCCGCCAUUUCACAGAUUAAUAAAAUGUCGCAUGUAAUGUUUGGUGGAAUUACUCAUAGGCCCGGAAUUGAUUUUUGUAAAAAGUUGCUCGCUUUAUUGCCGGAUUCCAUGGAAUGUGUUUUACUGGCAGAUUCCGGGUCUAUUUCUGUUGAUAUUGCAAUGAAGAUGGCUCUGAGAUACUACCAUUCACUGGGGGAUACAUCGAAAAAAAGGUUUUUGACAAUUAAAAAGGGCUACCACGGUGAUGCGUUUGGAGCCGUGUCAGUUUGCGAUCCCGUCAAUUCAAGGCAUAGUACUUAUAACGGAUUUGUCGCUGAAAACAUAUUCUGCAAAGCUCCAGAAGUCCGCUUUGAUUGUCGUGAAAAGGACGUUGAGAAACUGGUUGAGGAACUCGACGUAAAACCAUUUGCUAAGAUUAUUCAUAAACGCCAUAGUGAAAUUUCUGGUGUUGUGAUGGAGAGCAUAGUGCAGGGUGCUGGUGGUCUAAGAAUGUAUCAUCCAUACUUCUUGAAACGUGUUCGUGAGCUUUGCAACGAAUUCAAUAUUUUGCUAAUCCUUGACGAAGUCGCAGUAGGGCUUGGAAGAACCGGUAUGCUCUUUGGGUUUGAGCAUGCAGGGAUAGUGCCAGACAUAGUCUGUUUAGGUAAGACUUUGACGGCCGGGUAUUUGACAUUAUCUGCAACAGUUACCACCAGAAAGAUUGGUGAUCAGAUCUCUAGUGGACCUGAGGGCUGCUUCAUGCACGGACAAACCUAUAUGGCCAAUCCGUUAGCAUGCGCUGUUGCAAGUGAAAACUUGUCGAUUUUGAUGGAAGGUAAAUGGAAAUCUCAAGUUAGACAAAUAGAAGCGCAGUUGAAAAAUGAGCUUUUGCCUUUACUGGAACACCCCAUCGUAGCUGAUGUGAGGAUCCUAGGGGCUAUAGGUGUUGUCGAGGUUACGAAACGUGUGAACGUCGAAGUCUUGCAAGAGCGGUUUAUCAAGGCAGGAGCAUGGAUUAGACCCUUCGGUAACAUAAUCUAUAUUCUGCCUCCAUAUGUAAUUACCUCUGAAGAGCUGACCAUCUUGACAGAAGCUAUCCAAUCCGUUCUUGACUUUAUUUAA
Saccharomyces paradoxus is the source of this 1314-nucleotide messenger RNA. RefSeq lists its product as uncharacterized. Gene Ontology annotation, molecular function: S-adenosyl-L-methionine:8-amino-7-oxononanoate transaminase activity; pyridoxal phosphate binding. The coding region runs from base 1 to 1314 and encodes 437 amino acids. The transcript has a single exon. Gene Ontology annotation, biological process: biotin biosynthetic process. NCBI's taxonomy places the organism in Eukaryota, Fungi, Ascomycota, Saccharomycetes, Saccharomycetales, Saccharomycetaceae. The record is from RefSeq and is a predicted model, not a curated record.